Molecule: messenger RNA, 1713 nt
Organism: Arthroderma uncinatum
Lineage: Eukaryota; Fungi; Ascomycota; Eurotiomycetes; Onygenales; Arthrodermataceae
Product: small nucleolar ribonucleoprotein complex subunit
Exons: 3
Coding region: 1-1713 (570 amino acids)
Biological process (GO): rRNA processing
Cellular component (GO): Pwp2p-containing subcomplex of 90S preribosome; small-subunit processome
Molecular function (GO): protein binding
Source: RefSeq, a predicted model, not a curated record
AUGGCCCCAGAGCGAAAAUUUCGACCCCAGAAAGCAGCCAAAGUCGCAUUCGCGGUUGCUGAUGAAAAUGAUACCAAUGGCAAUGCGAAGGGCGACCUGCUUGAAAAGGAUGAGACUGAAGAAGAGCUAGAAAGGCUGAUAUUCGGUGACUCUGAGGGGUUCCACAGUGCACUCAAGGAGCACGAUGAUUCAAGAGACCUGGUUCUUGCAGCUGGAUCAGGGUCAGAAGAUGAAUUGGGAGACGGAAAUGCGUCGGAGGAUGAUUUGGCAGGUGUAGCUGAUGCCGAUCUAUUCUAUCUCGACGCUGGGGACUCCGUUCCUCUGGCUGUUAUGCCAGAGGAUGGACAGCCAGCCGGAGAAUUAGACUCAUUUGCAGAGUCAGGGAUCCCUGCCGCAUGGGAGGACAGCGACGACGACCGCAUCCGGGUCUCCCUAGCUGAUAACGAACGGCUGAGAAAAUUACGACUUACGGAGGCUGAGGAUGUGAUAAGCGGGAGAGAAUAUAUUGUCCGUCUUAGAAGACAGUUUGAACGACUCCAGCCGGCUCCAGAAUGGGCUAACCCUGCGCCCAAGAGACGAAGGACGGAUGCGGAAGACAUGUCUGAUCAGUCGAUGGAUUAUGCGGACUCCGACGAAGAAGACUCCAUGACAGCACAGCCCUUGGCAAAGUUGUUGCAGAAUAUAGGUGAUUUGACUAGGGAUGUCUCGACAGAUGCAGCUACCGGGAAGCGGAAACUCCGUCAAGGUGUCUUGGACGUUCAGCGUUCGAAAGAUGUUGGUGGAAACCAACCGUCCUCAAUUGACUCGCUAUCAUUCCACCCCCAUUACCCCCUCCUACUCUCUUCGGGGCCGGCUUCUACCCUUUUUCUGCACCAUAUAUCACCCGAGGCUGCUUCUCCCAACCCACUUCUUACGUCCCUCCAUAUUCGCCGUACGCCUCUUAGGACUAGCGCCUUUGCUCCUCCAACAGGCAACCGUAUCCUUUGUUCUGGCCGUCGACGAUACUUUCACGUCUGGAACCUGGAUACGGGCAAGAUCGAGAAAAUCAACGGCCCAGCUGAUCGUAAACACGAACUAAGAUCCAUGGAACAUUUCAAGGUGUCCCCAUGUGGCCGCUGGAUCGGAUUCGAAGGCACCACCAAAAAGGGCGGUGGAGUUAUCAUCGUUCUUGACGCAACGACCAUGCAAUGGACAGCUCAAGUACGUAUCGACAGUCGCGGAGGAGUUGCAGACUUCGCCUGGUGGAGGGAUGGAGAAGGUAUGUGUGUAGUCGGUAAGAAUGGUGAAGUUAGCGAGUGGGACCGACGUGAGAAACGCAUUAUUUCCCGAUGGGUUGACGAAGGUGCCGUUGGCACAACAAUCUUGAGCCUGGGAGGACAAACGGGCCGACAAGAACUGGGAGGCGAUAGAUGGGUUGCCAUUGGUAGUUCCAGCGGUAUUGUAAACAUCUAUGACCGAAAGCCUUGGGCAGAUGCUGCUGCGUUAGCCAGCAGAGGCAAGUCAUCACAAUCAGUCAAAGAAGCGGCGGAUGUUCAGUUUGGAAUCCCCCAAAGGCCGAAACCGACUCGUAUGUUGGAUCAAUUGACAACCCCGACCAGUCAUCUCGUAUUUUCCAGCGACGGGCAGUUCCUCGUUAUGGCCAGCCGUUGGAAGAGGGACGCAUUGAGACUCAGUAAUACUGCCCUUUCACCCUUAGCCCCUUAUUCGCCAUAA